UGGGCUCGGAGGGGGGCGGCUGCGGGUGGAGGUGCGCUUCUGACAAGCCCGAAAGUCAUUUCCAAUCUCAAGUGGACUUUGUUCCAACUAUUGGGGGCGUCGCUCCCCCUCUUCAUGGUCGGGGGCAAACUUCCUCCUCGGCGCCGCUUCUAAUGGAGCCCCACCUGCUCGGGCUGCUCCUCGGCCUCCUGCUCUGUGGCACCGGGGUCCUCGCCGGCUACCCAAUUUGGUGGUCCCUGGCCCUGGGCCAGCAGUACACGUCCCUGGGCUCUCAGCCUCUGCUCUGCGGCUCCAUCCCAGGCCUGGUCCCCAAGCAACUGCGCUUCUGCCGCAAUUACAUCGAAAUUAUGCCCAGUGUGGCCGAGGGUGUGAAGCUGGGCAUCCAGGAGUGCCAGCACCAGUUCCGGGGCCGCCGCUGGAACUGCACCACCAUAGACGACAGCCUGGCCAUCUUCGGGCCCGUCCUUGAUAAAGCCACCCGCGAGUCGGCCUUUGUGCACGCCAUCGCCUCUGCCGGCGUGGCCUUCGCAGUCACCCGCUCCUGCGCGGAGGGCACCUCCACGAUCUGCGGCUGCGACUCCCAUCAUAAGGGACCGCCCGGCGAGGGCUGGAAGUGGGGCGGCUGCAGCGAGGACGCCGACUUCGGGGUGCUAGUGUCCCGAGAGUUCGCGGAUGCGCGUGAAAACAGGCCAGACGCACGCUCAGCCAUGAACAAGCACAACAACGAGGCAGGCCGCACGACCAUCCUGGACCACAUGCACCUCAAGUGCAAAUGCCAUGGGCUGUCAGGCAGCUGCGAGGUGAAGACCUGCUGGUGGGCCCAGCCUGACUUCCGCGCCAUCGGUGACUUCCUCAAGGACAAGUACGACAGCGCCUCGGAGAUGGUGGUGGAGAAGCACCGAGAGUCCCGCGGCUGGGUGGAGACGCUCCGGGCCAAGUACGCGCUCUUCAAGCCGCCCACAGAGAGGGACCUGGUUUACUACGAGAACUCCCCUAACUUUUGCGAGCCCAACCCCGAGACGGGCUCCUUCGGUACCAGGGACCGGACUUGCAAUGUCACCUCCCAUGGCAUCGAUGGUUGCGACUUGCUGUGCUGCGGCCGCGGACACAACACAAGGACGGAGAAGCGGAAGGAGAAGUGCCACUGCAUCUUCCACUGGUGCUGCUACGUGAGCUGCCAGGAGUGCGUCCGCAUCUACGAUGUGCACACCUGCAAGGUGCUGGGCACGGUGAAGUGUGGCUGGGCAGAUUCACUGAAGUCCCGCCGGGAGCAGGACCUCAGCGGGGCUCGGCCCUCGGCAUCGGACAGCAAGGAACCCGGACUGUGGCCAGAUGCACGUGUGGUAAAUAACCUGGACCCAACCCGCCUGCCGACCGGGAGGCCUCCCUCCCUUCCUCCUCUUCAGUUUCUCACCCUACUCUGGAUGGUGUGUGGUUUUCAAAGAAGGGGCUUUCUUUUUACUUCUCUAGGGUCUGAUAGGAGCAGACCUGAGGCUUAUCUUUGCACAUGUGAAAGAAAAUAAAAAUGGAAAAAAAUUUCUACUCCAACAGAACAGGCUGGGCUGACGUGAGCUCUGUGCCUGGUGGUCAAGGUGUCAGCACCAGCAAGACCCCGGUUCCGACCGAACGGCUCUCACGGGCGUGUCCCAGGGCGCCUGUGCGGCGGGAGUUCUGAAGCAGGACACCCCUGCGGUCUCCUUUUCUCUGUCUACUCCCACUCCAAUCGGAUACACUUUCACGAUCUGAUAAAAGCCAUAGGUUGAGCUAGGAUAAAGAGGUAGGGAGGCCCAAGGCGAUUGUCAGAGUAGGGUUUGCAGUUUUGAAGAACUAGGAGUUCUAACUGUCCUGGUAAGCUGUUUGAAGAGCGGCUGUGUGUUCUCAGCCUCAUUUUCUCUGUAACCCUGUUCUGCACGAGGGGCUCUUGUGAACUGCAGUCAGAUCUCAAAACCCUUUUCUACCCUCUUCUGCAGUUUCCACCAUUAACGCAGUACUCGUGUGUGUGUCUAGUCGACUUUGUAAAUAGGUUGUGUAAGGGGGAGGGCGGCAAGGCUUCUCCAGCCCGGUGGCUUCUGAAAGAAAGGAGUGGUGUCUCUGGAGGGGCCGCGCCGUCCCUCCCAGCCCUGCUCACCUGCAGAACCUCCAUCAGAACAACACCAGGGGCUCAGCUGGACUCUGGGUCACCUCAGGGUGAGUUAGACAAAGGGCCAGUGAGAGGGUAGCAAUCUAUUCCUGAAGUUCCAGUUUCGAGGCUAGUGUUGUAGAUGGGGAGGGUAAAAAUGAUCCUUCCAUUUCCCCUCCAGUAAGGACACGUCUCCCUGCUUCCUCUCCUCCCUCUGGCCUGUGUGAGGGAACAGAAACGCAGGGUUCUGUAACGUGGAUCUUCCGGCCUCACCUGCGUGCUCAUAAGCACCCACCCGUGCAGCUACCGAGGAUCAGGGUCAGGUGUUUAAAGCGGGGCGAGCAGUCACCUGCUCCCGGGGGAAGAGCACCUCACAGCCGAGUUCUUGGUCCACAGCGAGUGGUUCUCUAGAGUGUCCUAGAGGAAGCUGGCAACACGGGCGAACGAAUCUGACAGGAUGGGCUGAGCUCAGCUCUGUCCAAGGAGCAUCAGAGAGAGAUGCAGCAGGGUGGAGCACAGAACACAGUCUUUUCUUCCUUUCCUCCCUUCUUUCUUCGGUCUACCGAACACUGGCCUGAGAUACCGGGCCAGGCGCUCUUCCUGCUCGCUCAGGCGGGUUUGCCGAGACACCCGUCUAGAAGCCAUGCCUGCACUCUCGAGUCUGCUGGGGGUGAGCCCUGCUAGAGAUACAUGUCCCCUCCCCUCCCCUCCCCUCCCCGGAGUCUGAAAUGCACCCCUCAUCUCACCGUAGACUGGAAAGUUUUAAAUCAUGUCAACCAGAUAAUGCUUGCUUUAUGUGAGAAUUAUUUCAGCAGAAUGGAUACAAAUUUCCAAAAAGUCUUCAUAUCUCUGUAUUCUAUAUUAAAAGUGAUAAAGUCAUGUUUUGGGGCGUAUUCAAGUAGCUGACAAGUAAUUAUUUAAUAACAGUACAUCGAGUGCGUUGUAAUUAUUCUCGCCGUAGUCAGGGAAUAGCAUCCAAUGGAAAUUUCCUACCAACCUGCUGUAUCCAAAGUUUUGUAAAAAGUUGUAGAAGUUGUUGAUCUUUUUGAUUUUAUAUCCAAAAAGUCUCUUUUUAUA
Messenger RNA from Phyllostomus hastatus (greater spear-nosed bat), 3196 nucleotides. It is a transcript of the gene WNT3, whose product is annotated as Wnt family member 3. The transcript has 5 exons. The record is from RefSeq and is a predicted model, not a curated record. Gene Ontology annotation, cellular component: extracellular region. NCBI's taxonomy places the organism in Eukaryota, Metazoa, Chordata, Mammalia, Chiroptera, Phyllostomidae. Bases 153 to 1523 code for a protein of 456 amino acids. Gene Ontology annotation, biological process: cell fate commitment; multicellular organism development; canonical Wnt signaling pathway. Gene Ontology annotation, molecular function: frizzled binding; cytokine activity.